This is a messenger RNA of Paecilomyces variotii, 3982 nucleotides long. RefSeq names its product putative NRPS-like enzyme. Lineage: Eukaryota; Fungi; Ascomycota; Eurotiomycetes; Eurotiales; Thermoascaceae. The coding region runs from base 385 to 3606 and encodes 1073 amino acids. The record is from RefSeq and is a predicted model, not a curated record. The transcript has 4 exons.
UGCUGACACGCAACUCUACUCCGCAGAGUACACCACUAAAUAAUACCGACACGAUUCCACUUGACUCGGUCCAACGAUUUAGUGGAACAAAUAAGCAUCUAGCCGUAUCGAUGAUUGCAACAUGGCAGGGAUAUUCCUAUCGGCGCCCCAGAAACAGACGAUUCAGCCGCGUUUAUCUCGGUUCUGGCCUGGGGAUAGAUGGCAUAAGUACAGACUAGUAGCGGGAAUUAGGCCCUCCAGUUUCGCACGUCCCCAGAGACAUCAGCUUUAUGAGACCUUCCCCUCAUUUAUAAUCUCAUAAAAGAAUCACCGCGCCCUUCUUUUCACGGCUCAUGAAACUAACUCUCGUCGUGAGAGUCCCCGACGUUCUUACGGUUAUCCAAGAUGGGCUCGAUCGCUCUGCAGCAUGAGAAUUCCCAAGAAUACGGGAAACGUCUCUUCCCUCACAUCAUCGACGAAAGGGCCCAGUUGGGAUAUUCACGCCCCUUUGCUUAUAUUGCAAAAUCGCCUCACGCGCAGGACGGUUUCGAGGAAAUAAGCUACCGGCGUCUUGCGAAUGCUAUUAACCGCGCAUCAUGGUGGAUAGUAAACAAUCCCAGCCCUUUGCUCAGCGAGGGCGGUAUAUUUGCCUAUGUGGGAUCAAACGAUUUACAAUAUUUGAUAUUAGCUGUCGCUGCUGUCAAGACUGGUCGAAAGAUACUGGUCCCCUCGCCGAGAAAUACUGUCGAGGCGCAACAGUUGCUGUUCGAUCGUAUCGGCUGUAAGACGAUACUUUAUGCCAGUGCGCUCGAGAAGAGUCUCCAGGGACUCUUCUCUUCGAUCCCAGGACUACAGCGCAAGCAAGUCCCGUCGUUGGAGGAUCUUCUGAGAGAAGAACCGGUUCCUCAUUUUGAAUAUACGACGACUUAUGAGACCUUGACGGAUGAGCCUGUGGUGUACUUUCAUACAUCUGGAUCUUCGGGGAACCCGAAACCGAUCGGGUCAAGCAUGAAGUAUUUUCUUGUUUUGGAUGGUCCGAAUUUACCUCCUUUCGAUAGUAGCCCGAUCACUAUGAGAGAUGCUCUGUCUAGUCAGAACUAUUUAUGUUUGCUGCCGCCCUUCCAUGCUGGCGGGUUCACGGUCUGUCUACUAGCAGCAUAUUUUCAUGCCACUGCAGUGUGGCCACAUCCAGAUGUUGCGCCGACGGUAGAAUAUCUUAUCUCGCUACUGAAUCAGAAUAUAAUCACUUCGCUAGUCUCGCCACCUUCACUGCUGGAUGCACUAUCACAGCCUUCAGCUGGGAUAGAAGCACUAUCGAAAUUAGAACACGUUGGCUAUUGUGGUGGCCCUUUACCAGAGCACGUGGGGAACAUCCUGGCACCGAGACUCAAGCAUUUGUACAGUGUCAUCGGAGCGACGGAAUAUGGCUGGUUUUUCACCAUUCCCGGAGACAGUAGCAAAUGGCGAUACGUUCGAUUCCACCCCGGAGCCGAGUACAGAUUUGAAGAAGUCUCAGAAGGCAUCUUCGAGCUGAUCAUUCCCAACAAGCCGGAACUUUGCAAAUUCCACGGGACCACACAGACAUUCCCGCAUCUGGCAGAAUAUCGAUCAAGGGAUCUCUAUGCUCCAGUGUCGGGGGAAGACGGCUGGAUGUGUUAUCAAGGACGAAAUGACGAUCUUAUCGUUCUCUCGAAUGGCGAGAAAAUCAACCCUGUGCCUUUGGAGAGUAUCAUAAGCAGCAAUGCUGCGGUGAAGGCCGCUCUUAUUGUGGGAGAAUAUCGAUUUAUGCCCUCACUACUGAUAGAGGUCCAGGACGGACUUAAUGCUGAGACGGAAGAGGAUCGUCAGGCGCUGCUCGAUAUCAUUUGGCCGACGGUGGAAGAAGCAAACAAGAUCGCACCGCGCUUUUCCCGAGUGCCAAAGUCUUUGAUUUAUCUGACAAGGAAGAAUGAACAGUUCAAUAGAGCUGGGAAAGGGACAAUUCAGAGACAGUUCACAGUGAAGAAGUUCUCGCAGGUCUUGGAUCAAUUAUACACGGCUGCAGAAGAGGGACUUCUGACAGAUGGUCUGGAAUUGGAUGACCCGUCAAAUGAGAAUUCCAUCAGAGCAUUCGCGCAAAAGCUGUAUGCUCAAGCCUUAGAAAAUCAUUCGCUACAGGAGUCCGAUGAUGUAUUCGACCUGGGAAUGGACUCUCUGCAGGUUGCUAUUGCGGUUCAAAAAGUCAAAGCUACUUUGAGGGCACGACAAGUCGAAGUUGACUGGGAGAGCAUCAAUCCACAGUUUAUCUACUCAAGUCCCACGGCAGUUGACCUUGCUCAUGCUUUGAAGAAAUUGGUAACCAAGGGAAAAGGUUCUCCGAAUGACUCUCAUGCCGAUCGCAGCCAGCGCUCAACUCGGAUCCAGCAAGUCCUCGACAAGCAUAUAGCAGCACUUCCAACAAAGUUAGACGUGGAGGACAGACCUAAGGCGGACUCUUCAACAGUGCUUCUGACAGGUUCAACUGGCUCCCUUGGAAGCUAUCUCUUGACGACUCUGUUACAGUCACCUAAUACAUCGAAGGUCAUCUGUCUCAACCGUUCGGCAGAUGGCGAGAAGCGUCAGAGGGCAAGCCACAACGCGCGUGGGCUUCCUGUAGCCUGGGACGGUGGAGAGAAACGAAGAGCCGAGUUUCUCACCGCAGAUCUAUCCAGACCUGAUCUUGGGCUAGGGGACGAAAAAUACAACCAGCUCCUGUCUGAAGUAACCGUUAUCAUCCACUGCAGCUGGAAAGUUGACUUCAACCACACACUCAGUUCAUUCGAGACAACACAUAUUGGUGGUGUAGUCAAUCUGAUUAAAUUCAGCGCACGCUCUUCACACCAGGCCCCUCUUAUAUUCAUUUCUAGCAUCUCCACCGUCCUCAACUGGAUCGAGAAGCAUCCUAACACUCCUGUCCCGGAACUGAUACUACACGACCUCGAAAGUCCCGAGAAGCUAGGCUACGGCGAGUCAAAGUACAUAGGGGAGAGACUAGUCGAGGCCUACAGCGCAUCUAGCAAUGUCGCAAAUGCCGUGCUGAGAGUCGGUCAGAUUGCAGGCCCUGUGCUUUCGACGACCGGGUUCUGGAACAAGCACGAAUGGUUUCCUAGUUUGAUCGCCAGUUCGAAACAUCUAGGAAUCCUGCCGGCUUCAUUGGGCACCAUGAACACAAUCGAUUGGAUACCUGUGGAUCUCAUGGCGUCCAUCAUUACCGAGCUGUCAUCUCAGAACGGCAGAGAACACAACGCAGCUUCACUUUCUGUCUAUAAUCUUGUCAAUCCCCGACCUACCGGGUGGUCUACUUUACUUCCCACCGUCCAAGAACACCUUGGUGGUCCGGCAAAAAUAAAAGUCAUCCCGUUACCUGAAUGGGUAGGAGAACUAGAGAAGAGCACCGCACUUAAUCACGGAUAUAUCACAGAGGACAAUCCAGCGGUGAAACUCCUUGACUUUUUCAAAUCUCUGUUGAAGAGCGAAGACAGUCGAGAGGACACAGCCACAAGCUCGUACGAAGUAGCAGGUCUGAAGAAGGAUAGUAAUGUGGCAAGAGACUUGCAAACAGUUUCACAGAGUUGGAUGCGGCUGUGGAUCGAUCAAUGGAGAUUGUGAAAUUUGAUUAUAUUUCUGAUUUGUCGGUGAUCUAGUUAGUCCAAUUAGGAUUGCUGGCUCGAGUGGUUUUACCAAGCCAUCUUAUAGAAAUAAUGGUUAAAAGGUGUGAAGGAGAGUGCCCUUUGGGAAGGCUCUGAAUAGUAUAACGCAGGCUUAAUAGAACUAGCCUACAGAGCCACUGUUCUGUACUGCGUCUUAGCAACUGAUCUAUACAAUAAACUAACUAUCCUUAUUGUGUUACGAGAUCUGCAGCAGUACACUGGGAGUGGCCAAUUAAAAUGGGUUAGAAUUGCCAUAGUCUCUAACUAGGAUACUAUAGAUUUACAUUAUAAACAAACCAGCAAACAAAUUAUAUCAAACUAUCAUGAAGCUAGAG